Messenger RNA from Agrilus planipennis (emerald ash borer), 2463 nucleotides. Its product is annotated as mast cell carboxypeptidase A-like. NCBI's taxonomy places the organism in Eukaryota, Metazoa, Arthropoda, Insecta, Coleoptera, Buprestidae. Gene Ontology annotation, molecular function: metallocarboxypeptidase activity; zinc ion binding. The coding region runs from base 364 to 2463 and encodes 699 amino acids. The transcript is spliced from 9 exons. Gene Ontology annotation, biological process: proteolysis. The record is from RefSeq and is a predicted model, not a curated record.
UUACUUUACAAAAUAUCUAGAAAAAGCAAAUCUUAAUUAUCGAGUAGAAAAGAAAUUUACCGAUGAAGGGAAGGCUCUUUUUCAAUUAUCACCACGAACAAACUUACAACGAAUUGUGAAUACAUUUGGAAGAAAACUGGACUUUUGGACACCAUUACGUAUGCAGAACAAACCAAUUAUAUUUUUAGUAAACGAUAGGGAUAAAGUAUCAUUUAGUGAAUUUCUAAAGGACCAUAAAAUCGAAUUUGAAAUAGACAGGUGUAUUAAUAGCCAACAAAAAUCAAAAUCACAAUUUAAUAGCAAAAUUUUUCUAUUUUAUAAUCAAGUCGCACCACUUCUUUUCGUCUCAAACCGCCGAUAGAUAUGCUACAACUUCUUAAAGAGCCAAAAAUGUUACAAUUUUCUUUAUUAAUAAGAGAAGAUGAUGGACCAGCAAAAGUAGAAAUUACUGACUCCUCGAUUGCAAGUAAAAUGUCAAAUGAACUUAAAUUACUUUCUAUACCCCAUUUAAUGCAGGUAUUAGAGCAUCCGGGGGUUACAAAAUUUGAAAUAGAACCCACGCCAUAUUUGCGAGAUCUAUCAAAUUUAUUCGGGAGUUCCAUCGAUUUUUGGACUUUUCUGAAUAAAGAUGAAAGAUUUACAAAAUUUUUUGUCGAUUCAAAAACUCAAGGGCGGUUUAUAAGGUAUUUAAGAAGCAACAACAUCGAAUACACCACCGUAGUAAGUGGUGACGAGGGAAUUUUAGAAUUUAGAUUCGAACCUGGACUAAAUUAUAGCAGGAUAUUAGCAACAUUUGGAGGGAAUUUGGAUUACUGGACUCCUUUGGUAAAAGAUGGAGAACCAAUUACAAUAUUGGUCAAAGCAGAAGCUGUGGCAAAUAUGACAGAAUUUUUAAAGAAGAAAAAAGUGUUUUUCAAUAGGAUAAAUACAUACGAAGCCCCAAAACAAACAACAUUGUUUUUCUUGCACUUGAAGUAUGUACCUCAGCCUAUGUUAGGUGAAAUUUUUAAAUUUAUGGCAAAUCAUACCUCAAUAAAGUAUAUCGAAAAAGAACCAGUUGAAUUUAUAUUUCGCCAUGAACUUGGAGUAGACGUAGUGAAACCCUUAAAAUUAAAAAGAGUCUGGUUUUCUAUCGAAGAAUGGCCCACAGAAUUUAAAGUGAUGCCAAAAAUCGAUAGCGCUAUGCGAAUAAGGGACAUGGGGAGAAUUUUUGGCAACAAAGUUACCAUUUGGGGCCCAAAAUUUACUCAAGCUGAUUGUUUGAAAGUUAUGGUAUCAGCUGAUGUAGGAAAGGAAUUUAUUCAGUACUUAAAAAACCAUAAGAUUUACUACAAAGAAAUUAUUCCAGACGUUGAAGAACUUUUAGAAUCGCGUUCAAAACCAUCAGACAUGUACACAUUUAACAACAAAGGUGGAUCACUAGACUUUAAUCGAUACGAAAAAUACGACACCCUUGUUGAAUAUUUGUACGAUUUGGCGGUAAAAUAUCCUAAUAUUAUAAGCAUUGAUAAUUUGGGUCAGUCAACGGAAGGCAAAGAAAUUGUUGUGGCAAAAUUAUCAAUUUCAAAAGAAGAUAUAAACAAACCCAUUAUUUUAAUAGAUGCUGGGAUUCAUGCCAGAGAAUGGAUAGCACCUGCAGCCGCUUUAUUUAUUAUCAAACAACUUACAGAAGUCUCAAUAAAUAUGCGUCUCAUGAAAUACAUUGACUGGUACAUCAUACCCGUUCUGAAUCCUGAUGGAUAUGAAUAUUCUCGUGAGAACGAUAGAUUGUGGAGGAAAAAUCGAAAACGCUAUUUAAACUCCACAUGCGUUGGAGUGGAUUUGAACAGAAACUUUGACUUCCAAUGGUCCAACGCGUUAAACGAUCCAUGUUCUGAAUCAUAUCCUGGCCCAAAACCGUUUUCAGAAGCAGAAACCAUCAAUUUUCGAGAAUACGUUCGUUCGCUAGGUACCAGAAUAAAACUUUAUGUAAGCCUCCACAGUUACGGUAAUAUGAUCCUCUAUCCAUGGGGUUACACCGAGAGCUCUCCCCAAAACGUGGACAGUCUUCAACGAUUGGGUGAAGAAGUGUCGAAGAAAAUUCGGGAUCUGAAUCAAGGUUCCAGUUAUAAGGUGGGCAGGAUCAGCGAGAUGCUUUACAAAGCCAGUGGUUGUAGUGUGGAUUGGAUGAAGGAGACGAUGGGAGUUAAUUACACCUAUGCGAUUGAAAUUUUUGACGGAGAAUCUAACGGUGAGUUCGAGCCAGGUCCACAACAUAUUUUGAAAUGCGUGCAAGAAGUUUUUGUUGGUUUGAAAGUGUUAAAUUAUCAUAUUGAAAGACAUUAUGUGAACGAUGCUACUGACCAAGUAACAGCCGAAAGUCAUAUUGAAUACGCCAAUAAAACAGAGACGACACCAACAAUUGUUACUGUAACGGAAAAAGAAUCCACAGAUUCUGGCUUUUGGAGCAGUUGGUUCGACUAA